Messenger RNA from Procambarus clarkii (red swamp crayfish), 1982 nucleotides. It is a transcript of the gene Noa36, whose product is annotated as zinc finger protein 330 homolog Noa36. The record is from RefSeq and is a predicted model, not a curated record. Gene Ontology annotation, cellular component: nucleus. Gene Ontology annotation, molecular function: zinc ion binding. NCBI's taxonomy places the organism in Eukaryota, Metazoa, Arthropoda, Malacostraca, Decapoda, Cambaridae.
CACUAAAAGGAACACACAAGUCAGUAAUAUGUGGCGGAUGGGAGGCGGCAGCACGAGUUCGCAGCGGUUCAGUCUUUGACGUAAAUUUAUUACAGAAACUACAAGAUGCCGAAGAAAAAGACAGGCCAAAGAAAGAAGGCUGAAAAGCAAAAGGCCCGACAGAAAGAGUUGAGAAAGGGUCGCGCCAAUCGUUCUCUGGCUGAUCUUCCUUGUAACUCAAUGAUGGAAUGUGAUAGAUGUGAAAGGCGUCAAAAGAACCGCGCAUUUUGCUACUUUUGUCAGUCUGUCCAGCGCUUACCACAAUGUGCACAUUGUGGUAAAGUGAAGUGCAUGCUCAAAACAGGAGACUGUGUAGUGAAACACCCUGGUACAUACACCACAGGCCUUGGAAUGGUGGGAGCUAUCUGUGACUUCUGCGAGGCGUGGAUAUGUCAUGGACGCAAGUGUCUCCAGACCCAUCCCUGCACGUGUCCACUUGUCGAUGCCACGUGUAUAGAAUGUGAACGAGAUGUUUGGAGUCAUGGUGGCCGAAUCUUCCGUUGUCAUUACUGUCAGAAUUUCUUGUGUGAUGAUGACCAGUUUGAGCACCAAGCUUCGUGCCAAGUAUUAGAGCAAGAAUCCUAUAAAUGCUUGUCUUGCAAUCGUCAUGGACAGUACUCGUGUCUUCGGUGCAAGACUUGUUAUUGUGAAGAACAUGUGCGGAGGAAAGGCUUCAAGUAUGAUAACAAGCAGAAGAUUCCCUGUCCCAAAUGUGGUUAUGAUACUGAGGAAACUAAGGAACUCAGCAUGUCAACUCGCACCCACAAGUUUGGGCGGCAACAACUGGGAGACGGUCCUGAUGAUGACUAUGAAGAAGGUGCAGUAGGAUACGGCAAUAGCUAUGAUGACUAUGAUGAUGACUAUGAUGAUGAUGAUGAUGAUGACGAUGAAGAAGGUGAUGAGGAUGACUCUGAGGAGGAGGAGGAAGAAGUUGAAGAGGAGAAAAGCAAAUGAAGGGAAAAAGUUGCUUGCUGAAGAGAAGUGCAGUAGACUCGGCCGAAGAAUUUAUUAGGUAACGUUUAACUUUCAAGCAAGAAAUAUGGUGUAUGGAAGCGGUAGCCUUGGAGAUAUUGUAUGUAUUUAAUUAGUUUUCCUUAGAAUAUUAAUUCUAACUUUGUUUACAUAUGAAAAGUUAAAUGUAAUGCUGUUUGAUCCUAUAGAUUUUUACGACAACAUUUUGCAAUAAAUAAUGGGUAAAAUAUACAGAUAUGUAUACAGUACUGUAAUUAUAAAUCUGUCAAUUAUUUAAAAUUUGAUUGAUAUCAUUGUACUGUAUUUAUAGAAUUUAAGUGAUGUAAUGAAAGAUGACAUUAUUAUUAAUACGGAAAAUAUUUAUUAAUACAUGUAAAAAUCUAUUUUUCUAUGAAUGGAACUAAGAAACUAUAAUAUCCAGAUUUUCUGUAUGUAUGAUACUGUACCGUAAUUAGUUGUAAUACAUAGAAGUUGCAUUUUCUUUGGGUUUUGUAUAUAGAAUUGCUAUUAUUUAUAAAAUUCACAUAUAAAUUUAAAAUAAAUUAAUAAGCAGGACUUUUGUGAACUCUUAUAAAUGUUAACAGACAACGUAGAGAUACAGUACAUACUGUAUACUAAUAAGCUUAUAUAACUGAUAAAGGGUUAUUUCUAUUUUACAACUUCAUUAUUUUUAUUGUUUUGACAUAUUGUAUUUAAUCAAAAGAAACCAAAUGGGCUGAAGACCAUAAAGAAUACAUCCAUGGCUUAUUGUGCAUAGGUUUUCUGUCCUGUACUUUAAGUGCAAAUGAUGGCACAUGAUUAGUGUAUAGACCAAUUUAUGAGAGUAGCAUUCAACUCUUAUUUAUUUAAUAUGAUGGCCAGAGUUCUGUUGAUGCUUGAGCAGAUGCCGUGUGUUUCUUGAUGCAUGCCUUAACUAGCAUUGUAAUUCAUUAGACGAUUGUGUUUGUUUAUAAAUAAAUGGUUCAAAGAUU